This is a messenger RNA of Cornus florida, 1884 nucleotides long. RefSeq names its product 6-phosphogluconate dehydrogenase, decarboxylating 2. The record is from RefSeq and is a predicted model, not a curated record. Gene Ontology annotation, cellular component: cytosol. Gene Ontology annotation, molecular function: NADP binding; phosphogluconate dehydrogenase (decarboxylating) activity. Lineage: Eukaryota; Viridiplantae; Streptophyta; Magnoliopsida; Cornales; Cornaceae. The transcript has 2 exons. The coding region runs from base 138 to 1595 and encodes 485 amino acids. Gene Ontology annotation, biological process: pentose-phosphate shunt; pentose-phosphate shunt, oxidative branch.
UUACUGGAAAAAAAGAACGAUUAGCCUAACUUGACCCGCUUCUGACAGCAGCGUGAGAAACAGAGCCAGACUCUCUCUCUCUCUCUCUCUCUCUCUCAACGCUCACCAGUCUCCACCAAAGCUUUUUAGGGAGAAAAAUGGCUACCCCAACAAGAAUUGGCCUUGCAGGCCUUGCUGUCAUGGGCCAAAAUCUCGCUCUCAACAUUGCUGACAAAGGAUUCCCUAUUUCUGUCUACAAUCGAACCACUUCAAAAGUUGAUGAGACUGUUGAACGAGCUAAAAAGGAAGGAAACCUUCCUGUAUAUGGCUUCCAUGAUCCUGAAUCCUUUGUUCAUUCGAUCCAAAAACCUCGUGUCAUAAUCAUGCUUGUUAAGGCCGGUGCACCUGUCGAUCAAACCAUCAAAACGCUAUCCGUUUACCUGGAGAAAGGAGAUUGUAUUAUUGAUGGUGGUAAUGAGUGGUAUGAGAACACUGAGAGGAGAGAGAAAGCCAUGGCUGAACUGGGUCUACUUUAUCUUGGAAUGGGAGUUUCUGGCGGUGAAGAGGGUGCUCGGCAUGGGCCCUCUUUGAUGCCUGGAGGUUCCUUUGAAGCCUACAAGUACAUAGAAGAUAUUCUUCUUAAGGUGGCUGCUCAAGUUCCUGACAGUGGCCCUUGUGUUACUUACAUCGGCAAAGGUGGAUCUGGCAAUUUUGUUAAGAUGGUUCACAAUGGAAUUGAAUAUGGUGAUAUGCAGCUUAUUGCAGAGGCCUAUGAUGUACUGAAAUCAGUUGGGAAGCUCUCUAAUAAGGAAUUACAACAUGUUUUCUCAGAGUGGAACAAGGGGGAGCUCCUGAGUUUCUUGAUUGAGAUUACUGCAGAUAUCUUCGGAAUUAAAGAUGACAAGGGAGAUGGGUAUUUGGUAGACAAGGUUCUUGAUAAAACUGGCAUGAAGGGUACUGGUAAAUGGACGGUUCAGCAAGCUGCUGAGCUGUCCGUUGCGGCUCCCACUAUAGCUUCAUCUUUGGAUUCACGAUUCCUCAGUGGAUUGAAGGACGAAAGGGUUGAAGCUGCCAAGGUUUUCAAAUCAAGUGGGGUUGGUGAAAUCUUAACUGACCAAGCUGUGGAUAAGGAAAAGUUGAUUGAUGAUGUGAGAAAAGCACUUUAUGCAUCCAAAAUAUGUAGUUAUGCCCAGGGAAUGAAUUUGAUCCGUGCAAAGAGCAUUGAAAAGGGAUGGGGCUUAAAAAUGGGGGAGCUGGCUAGAAUUUGGAAGGGAGGUUGCAUAAUCCGGGCUAUAUUUUUGGACCGUAUCAAGAAGGCGUACGACAGAAACCCAGACCUUGCAAACCUUCUUGUGGAUCCAGAGUUUGCAAAGGAGAUGAUUGAGCGACAGUCUGCUUGGAGAAGAGUUGUUUGCCUUGCUAUUAACUCAGGCAUCAGCACACCUGGUAUGUCUUCUAGUCUUGCUUAUUUCGACACAUACAGGAGGGAGAGGCUGCCUGCUAAUUUGGUCCAAGCUCAAAGAGAUUAUUUUGGCGCUCAUACUUAUGAGAGGACUGAUAUACCAGGUUCUUUCCACACUGAAUGGUUCAAGAUUGCUAAGCAGUCAAAGAUUUGAACUUCUUUUAGUUGUCUCCUAUGUCCUGCCAUAUUGAGCCAUCAUCAUUUAACUAAUAAUGCCCUUUUGUUACUCAAAACCGGGCAGUUACCUCUGCUACUGUGAAUGUUACUAUGUCUCUGAGAUUAGGUUGUUUCUGUUAAAUUGUCUGGUGAUAAUGCCUUUUUUUGAUUGUUGUGGAGUUCUGUUGCAGAUUUUCUGGCUCUGUUAUUCUGUAUUAAAGAAUGUAAUCCUUUUAGUCAUAUGAACCAUAUUCUAAAAUAAGAGUACUUAUGUUUGCCUUUUGCUA